AUGUCGAUGAUUUUGAUCGACGACUCCACCAUGGAAAUGAAAAAAACUGUGGAAAAAAAAAUUAAGAGUAUCCUGAAAACUAACAAAAAGGUGAAAUCAAUGCUGGACGAUGGCAGCUACAAUCAGAGCAGCUCCAUCGGGGCAGUACGCUGGAACCUGCCCGAGGAAGAUGUCCAGGCCCACAGCUCUGUCCCCAGCAGAUCUGCCAACAGCCUCACCAAUACGCUACAUCCUCGUCAGAACAGCCUCAAAGAUCUGCGUAGCCUGCAGGAGUGUGUGAAGUUUAUCCAUCACUGGAAGGAGCAAGUCGACCAAGUUUGCAAGAUGGGAGGAAGUCAUCCAGAAGAGGAUGACAGUAAGAAGGAUGCAGAGACUUCAGACCGGCGUGUUGAGCGCAGUCUGGAAGAGAGCAGGAAACUGAUCCAGGAAUGGGCCAGUGAGCUCCAACAUGUUGACAAGCUCGUGAAAGAAACCCCGUGGAAAUCAGACACUGAAAACCAAGAAAAUAAAAAAGAUGCCAGUGAGGAAGCACAGAUGAGGAUCAUGGAGUGGGCAAAGGAGCUGCAAACCGCCUCUGAGAGCUGUGGCGUGCAGCGCCACGAGCUGGGGAGAGUGUUGCGUCUGUUGGGCCUGAAGAAAAAACGCCUUGUCAACCUGAUGCCUCUGCUGGAGCUCAUCACCUGGUCUCUUCUUAAGGAAGACAGCCAAGUGAGUAUUCCACAGCUGUGGUUACUGGCAAAGCAACGCACCUGGAUAGCAGGAACUCCAAGAUACAUCCCCAACUCAGUUUGGAGCUGGAUUUGCAGCGCAGAAGCUGAUGUGAUGCUCGACUCCCAGACUAACCACCCCUGGCUGCAGCUGUCGGAGGACCAGCGUAAAGUCCAAGAGGCCCAUUCACAGGCCGACCUGCCUCAGAGCUCACAGCGCUUUGACAACUGGCCCUGUGUGCUGGGCUGGAAGGGCUACAGCAAUGGCCGCCACUACUGGGAGGUGGACAUUGCCCGCGGUAGCUCCUGGCGUGUGGGAGUGACCACCGCCGAAUCCAAGCGGCACGGCCGGUUCCUCAUGACCCCAAAGACGGGUUACUGGGCCCUGUGGCGCAGCCCAAACCACUUCUACGCCUGCACCAAGGGGGAGACACAGCUGCCCGACAGCCUGGUACCAAGACGAAUGGGGAUCUACAUAGACUACGAAGAGGGCCAGAUCUCCUUCUACAACGUCGAAACAAAGACCCACAUUUACACCUUCAGUGGAACCUUCAAAGGGAAGCUGUACCCUCUGUUUGCCCUACUGGACGGACGCACUAUCAUGACAAUCAUCCCACCACAGAAUCUCUCAGUACUCUGA
Molecule: messenger RNA, 1347 nt
Organism: Scomber scombrus (Atlantic mackerel)
Lineage: Eukaryota; Metazoa; Chordata; Actinopteri; Scombriformes; Scombridae
Product: butyrophilin subfamily 1 member A1
Exons: 10
Coding region: 1-1347 (448 amino acids)
Molecular function (GO): protein binding
Source: RefSeq, a predicted model, not a curated record